Messenger RNA from Sebastes umbrosus (honeycomb rockfish), 5317 nucleotides. RefSeq names its product von Willebrand factor A domain containing 5B2 (gene vwa5b2). Bases 1049 to 5296 code for a protein of 1415 amino acids. The transcript is spliced from 24 exons. NCBI's taxonomy places the organism in Eukaryota, Metazoa, Chordata, Actinopteri, Perciformes, Sebastidae. The record is from RefSeq and is a predicted model, not a curated record.
CAACCCGGAAAUGACACGUCAUUUGUUUGCGUUCACGGGCCGAGUUCACGGCCGGGGCUAGCACUUAGUUAGCACAAAUUAAGGAUAUAUAUGGGGUCGGGGUUCUGUUAUAAUUAGCGUUAAUGUACCUCGGCAUAGCUAAAACAUGUUGUGUCUAUCUUAACUAAUGACUGCUUCAUUGCAACACCUGGUGAGCGCGCAUAUGAGUAACACCCCAGGUGUACCUGCAGUUAGCUAUGUCUGGCUUACAUGCUAACAUGCUAACAUGCUCCUGGUGGAUCCUGAGGAACUUCUCUACCUUCAGUCAGGUGUGUGAGGACGUUCUGCUGUUGAGACGGUAGAGCCUCACUCAGCUCGAAACAUUUUGAAUUAGAGGAGCGCAGUGGGACCAGGGAGGCUGAAUUGACUGGUUAUACUGGGACAGCGAGACCCAUGGGACUGGUUAUAUUAUGCUUUGAUAAUGAACGUGAGAAGUUGAACCUGGAGCAGAUUGUGGAGGACUUCCGGUGCUGUUCAGACAGAAAUUAAAUGUGUUGCACCAGAGUGAACUUCAUAUCAUUCCUGCCUUUUGGUGAGCGAGCCAGGAGGGGCAGUAGAGAAUAACCACGAACCCCCACCCCUUCCAUCCGGGGAUGAGCCAGGAGCUAAAUAUGGGAGACACCCAGCACCUUCAUGGCAAAGUGAGUGCAGCCCUAUGGUACCUUGGAGAGAAUGACCUCGUAGGAAUCUGCAGGUACCUAAAGUGUGAUGGGCUGCUAGACAGAGGAGAUCCCCGCAGCAGACCCAGGAGGGCGCUCAUUAAAGUGGCUGAAGAAACCAGGAUGAAGGUGAGGGCAACUGGUGGAUUUGUGGAGAGAGAGCAAGAAAGAGAGAGAGGGAGAGGAGAGGAGAGAGCAGUAUCUGUUACCAGGAAAACUCCUACCGUUGUAUCACUGGGAGACCUGCGAGCAGAUGUGAUGGUGGAGUGAUGCAGACGCUGGACACAGAGGCAGAUUAUCAGACACGGCACUGAACAGUACAAAAGGCGUCUUGUUGCUGCCCUGAAAAGAUGGUGGGACUGAGAAACUGCUCUACAUGGGAACCACUGCUACUCAAGGCCUCCUGCAUCAAGUCCUGUGCCAACGGCUGCUCCGUGGGCAUCACCGCACACCUUACCUAUGCUAAUGCUGACAUAGAGUCUGUAGAAGGUGUGUUUGUGUACCCUCUCGGGGAGAAGGAGGUUGUGGUGGGCUUUGAGGCCGUGAUCGCGGGCCGGUUGGUCGGGGUCCAGAUCGAGAACCGAGGGAAGCUGAAGGACUGCUGUUUGGAUUGCUUCCCUGGAUCUGGUCUUGAAGGCCACUGUGGGAAUGGCCGGGAGUGGGGCUGCUGUGGGAGCUCCAGCCUCGACAUGCAAUGCACCAACGGACAUCUCAUCCUGGACGAAGACCUUGAAAGAACCACCUUCAUCGUGGGCACAGGCCUCAUUGGGCCCAUGGACAUAGUGUCCGUUAUCAUCAGCACCACACUAGAGCUCCCCACAUUAGAAAAUGGAGCAAUCCGCAUCGUCUACCCCACAUUGCUUACUCCGAUCGUCACUGGCCAGAUGACUCCAAGCAAGAGUGAAAAUGGGGGGAAAUCUGAAGAAACUGGACCAACCAGCUGUUUCGGUGCCGCCUCAGGAAAACAAGACCGGGCCUUAGACUCUGAGCAACAGUGUGCCCACGCCAUCUUCACCAGGCCAGCUGCCAACCUGGCACCUUAUGAGCUGAACUUCCAGCUGCUGGUCAGAGGGGCCUGCCUACUGGCCGGACUGGAAAGCCCCACUCACGCACUGAGGGCAGAUGCAGACCCAAGUGCCCAAAGUGCCUCAGCGACCUACAUCACCUUGGCACAGGAGCAUCCAUAUGACAGACACAUAGAGAUUAUUCUGCACCUCAGUGAACCUCACAGCCCAUUGGUCAUAUUAGAGAGAGGCAGGCUCUCAUUCAGCCAGUACGAACAGCAGAUCUCUUCCCGCCGUGAUUUCAUUCGCUGCACUCGUAAAGAUUCAGAACCUGAGAGGAAGCUGGAGUUUGUGAGGAAGCGAUACCACAAGGACAUUCUGAGCAGCCCCGUCUUGAUGCUCAAUUUCUGUCCCGACUUGCUGCGUGAACCUCUGGAGCUGCACAAAGCCACCAGAGAACUGCUGUUCCUUGUUGACCGCAGCGGCAGCAUGAGUGGCACCAACAUCCAUCGCGUAAAGGAUGCCAUGGCGGUGGCAUUGAAGAGUCUCCCUUCUGGCACCAUGCUCAACAUUGUGGGCUUCGGCACCACCAUCAAGCCUCUGUUCACUUCCAGCAAGCUCUGCACUGAUGUCACUCUAAUGCAGGCGUACGAGUACGUCCAAAGGAUGAGAGCUGACAUGCGAGGCACCAACCUGCUGGGCGCGCUGUCCUGGGUGUACCAGCAGCCCAUGCAGCGCUCAUAUCCUCGCCAGGUCUUCAUCAUUACAGACGGAUCCAUCAGCAAUGUGGCUAAAGUGCUGGAGAUGGUCCGCAGAAACACAUGCGCUGGCAGAUGCUUUGGUUUAGGCCUUGGUCCCCGAGCUUGCAGGAGACUCCUGCAGGGCGUUGCCAAACUGACAGGAGGGACUACAGAGUUCCUGGAUGAUGAGGAGAGACUCCAGCCCAAGUUAAUCAAGUCUCUGAAAAAGGCCUUUGAACCUGUGCUGACUGACGUACGGAUUGACUGGUAUCUGCCAGAAAACAUGGAGGCCUUUCUUACACCCAAUGAAAUCCCUCCGCUGUACCCUGGGAAUCGUCUAAUUGGAUAUUGCACUCUAUAUGAUAUGACGGAUUUCAAAGCAAAAAAGACCGAGUCUCAAGGAAGGGGCUAUAAAGGACAUCGCGACUCCACAGGUUCAGUUUUUGGACAAUCAAAUGAUGAGGAAUCAUCUCCCCCUGCCUCCGAGUUAAUGCCCGUGGUGACAUGUGCAGAUGGCACCGACUUGGAGGAGGCACUGAGGGAGAUCUCCAGAGAAAUCUCCUCAGAGUUCUCCUGUGCCAGAAACACAGAUCCUGGAACCAGCCCAGGUGUGGAGGUAGACAAGUCCAGUGACGUGAGGAGGAGGAUCCAGGAGAGCUCUUAUAUCCAGGAGCAGUAUGUCCUCACUCGCUGCUCCCUCAGUAGCGAGCGGAGUCUACAAACGCAGUCCAUCUCGCACAUACACGUCUCGUCCAACUCCGACUCUGCAGGCGGGGUCUUUCUGCCUGAUCCUCACUCCUCUGGUUCAGUACUGGAUACAGGAUCUCUACCCCAAGGCCUUGAAAAGCUGCCCCCACCAGAACAGAGAUCAUCCCUGUCUCGCUGGGCAGACUCCGCAUGGCAGCAAAACCUUUCAGCGGAAACCCCUGAUAACGGGGCAGAAAAGAUUGGCCGUCUAGAUGGAGGUGAGGAGUAUCGUAGGAGACAUAAAGCGCUGGCCCGUUCAACCAUGGCAGCACGGAGUUUCUCUUCCCCCCAGGGCGAGCUGGAGAUGCAUCGCUUAAGGAGAGCUUUGGAGAGGGUCUCCUUUGACCAAACGCUGGGAGGGAGGCUGGACGAAAGCGAUGGGGAGACGAAGCCCCCAUCGGGAGGCACACUGUCCCGCAGAAGCCUCACCGACUCCAAUGGACUCCUGUUCCCCGCCUCUCCUCUGGACUGGGACAGCUUCACAGACCCAGAGUACCUCUUUACUGCUGUCCCGCCAGAGGAUCCUCCACCAGGUCAGUGCCGCUCGCUCAUUCACGGCCUGCUGAGCGGCAGACCUGUGUCCUGGGAGGUCACUGUGGAUCUGGGGCACCUCUGGACCCCUGAGGGCCAGGAGACACCAGGAGUUGAGGGUUGUGGAGGAGGAGGAGUGGAAGAAGGAAAAGGAGGGGAACCAUGGGAGGAGAUCAUUCACCAACUGACUGCUCGCUCAGUAAUCAGGGACUUUGAGAAAAUGGCAGAGAAGGAGAGUGACAUUGGCCAUGGUUCAGCUAAGCGAUACCGCAUGAAGGCUAUCCAGACCAGUAAGCACUGUAACAUAAUCUGCAUGUACACAGCCUUCACGACCACUGACAGCAACUCCAACAAAGGCUUGCCAGACAGCAUGGAUGUCCAAAACACAGGGACGCAUUUGGGGAACAGGCGGAGUUCCCAGUUAGGUAGUCGCAGGCAGAGGGCCUAUUCUGUCGGUUUGGGCAGACGGCGCACCAGCAGAGACAGUGAAGAGAUGGAGGACACCUUGAACUCUACAGACAGAGAUGACACCCCUGCAUCACCCUGUAGCCUUACAUCCUGGGACUCUAGUUUAGGAGGCAGUGCGUACUCCGCUACAUCCCCAGCAAUAACAAGCUCCUCAUGCACUCGAUCACAGCGAUCUAUCGAGAGCAAGUCAAUGGAGAGCUUCUUUGGCACCAGAUUUCCACUGGGCAGACUCAGGUCCUCUAUUUCAUCAGGAAAGCAGGUUCCUCUCAAGUCCCACUGUCUGUCUGCAGAGACUGAGAAACACCCUGAAACUGAAGCUCCAGACUACCUGCCCCUGGUGCAUCUGCAGCUGGCAUCGGGAGCUUUUCUUCUGACAGAGAUCUACUCCGACUGUGUCCAGAUCCCCCUGGACCGCCUGAAAAGGGCUUCACCCUACAGCCUCCACCGCCGCAGCCUCAGCCCGCCCUUCCGCUGCAUAUCUCCCAGUGCUCCAUCUUUAUCCACAUGUAUCAAGCCUCCCGGUGCUCCCACUAGCCACCACGUUACCUUUUCUCCCUCCUCAUGCUCCCUGGCCAAACCAACCGCCCCUCCUUUCCACCACACUCCAGACGACAACCCCCUGAUGCUGGAGCCAAGGCUACGGCGGAGACACCUGUCUGACCGAGACCCUGUCAUCUCACCCACUGACCUCCCCAGCUCUGAAGAGGGCUCCCUGGAGCUCUCUGUUGGCCCCUCUCAGAGUCCCUCUCAGAGCCACGGCCAGGCAGAUAGUGGUCGCGGAUCAGAGACAGACGUAUGUGAAGGCUCCUCAAUAGAGCCAGCUGACCUCCUCCAAGGGAGCAGCCAGUUGGCUCAAGAGGACCUGGAGGGGUCGAGCUGGGCCACAGCUGUGGCUCUAGCCUGGCUCGAGCACCGCUGUGCCGGCUACUUCAUGGAGUGGGAGCUGGUGGCAGCAAAAGCAGACUUCUGGCUGCGCUGUCAGGAGCUGCCCGAGGGAGUGGACCUGGCAGGGCUGAAGGGAGCUGCCAGACAGCUGUUCCUGCUGCUGCGCCACUGGGAUGAGAACAUCAAGCUCAACAUGCUGUGUUAUAACCCCAAUAAUAUGUGAGACAAUGAUCUCUGAGGAAAA